AAUUUGAAAAUAUCGACAUAUAUCGAGCUGAAUUCAAUCAAUUAGACAUCGAUCGAUUUCCUGAUGGGACUAUUCUAUUGGUAGAUGAAGCUGAAUUGGCUGCUGAUUUCUAUUAUGCAACUUCCGAAAUUUUUGUUAACAGCGUUAGAUUACUUCAUCCAAACAAAACUAUAAAAUAUUUGUACGCUUUUACUCGAUUGUGCCCAUCUAUAAAUAUAAAUAAAAAUUGUUCUAUUAAAACGAUAAUACCAAUUAAAGCAAAUCAUGUUCUAAUGAUAUACAUAAAUGUGCUUCGUCAAUACACUGUAGUGAUAGCAGACUGGUCUGACAAUAUUAUUUGGAAUGAUACAACGAUUACAAUAUCGGACUUGGAAAUUGGAACUCCACAAAUCAUUCAAAAUGAUUUUUACGAUGAAUAUAGGUCAUUAUUUUUAGUCUCUGAAGGAAGUUAUUUGUUUUAUAGAGAAUACAAUUACAAUGAAGAUGAUGGCCAAUUUGUUAUAUAUCAAGAAGACAAGUAUACUAUUGGACCAAAUUUAACAGUAUUUCCGGAUAGUUUGUUUCCGACAAAAGAAGGUUAUGGAAUUAUAUCUUACGUCCGGGAUAGUAAAUUUUUUAAUGGGCUGAAUCCAGCGUAUCUUACAUUAUUACAACCCGACUCAAAAUCAAAUAAAAUAAGCCAUCUUAAUUUAACUAAUGAGACAUCAACACUUAUAAUGGAAACAAAAUGUAAAGCUGAUACGGAAAUCAAUUAUAAAUAUUCUUGCUUGAUACUAUCGAAUGAUCAGCGAUUUAUAUUGGCGGAAAUCGAUUAUUUACCCUCAUUUGAUGAUUUUAAAGUCAAAACGAAAAAUUUAUCAAUUUCUAUUGAUUAUGGUUCUUCCCUUAUGGCAUUUCCGGCCUCAAAAGUUGAUUUUUUGAUACAAUUUUACUUACGAGCAACAAAAUCAAUAAUCUUGAUAUUAUUUAAUGCUAAAACCAAUGAUAUUAUAACAACAGAAUUUUAUGGAGGGUCCUUGAACUUUACUUCUCAGUUUGGAUAUGCUUCAUUGGUCCUUCAUAAUGAAGAAUUAAUAAUAGCAGCCGAUAUCGAUGAGUUUAAUUGGGAAUUAAAAUCUAUAAACAUAUCCCAGUUUAUUCCUGAAAGAAAUAGGCUCAAUAAUCUUCAUAUAAAAAAAACUUGGCCCUUAUGGGAUGAAAGAAUUUCCAUUGAUACAAAUAUGAUAAACAUCACUUUUGUCCAUCCAAUCGAGUUAAAGGACAAAAAUGCCUCGAUUUAUCUUUAUAAUGAUGGGGAGUAUAUGUUACGUCAAAGAUUUAAAUGCAUAAGCCCAGAAUGUGUUCUUAGCAAAGACAAAUAUUCUUUAAAUAUGACUAUUAAAAAGACAACUUUUAGUAUCCCUGAAAUGGUCUACUAUAUUGAAAUAGAUGAUGAAUUUGCCGAAUUUAGAAAUAUUAAUAAACUUUUACCUGGUAUCAAAAAAGAAGAUUGGCCUAUACGCAUAUUAUCGA
Messenger RNA from Funneliformis caledonium, 1512 nucleotides. NCBI's taxonomy places the organism in Eukaryota, Fungi, Glomeromycota, Glomeromycetes, Glomerales, Glomeraceae. The record is from the annotation of a GenBank genome assembly.